AUGUCAAAAGUUCGUAAAGCUAUUCUUAAUUAUGUCGAUGUCAUUGCGUCAGGAUCUGUUACUACUUCUAAGGAUUAUGAAAAGAAUGGAGAGGCUUCUAUGAGUAAUAAUCCACCUGCUUAUAAUAACGACAAUUUGGAUGAAACUAGCUCUUCUGCUCCGGAUUAUAAAGAAAAGGAUACCAACUUAGUUCGUAGAUGGAAUAAUGAUGGAAAAUCUACACCAACUAAACGGGUGAAAUUAUAA
This is a messenger RNA of Acaulospora colombiana, 246 nucleotides long. The record is from the annotation of a GenBank genome assembly. NCBI's taxonomy places the organism in Eukaryota, Fungi, Glomeromycota, Glomeromycetes, Diversisporales, Acaulosporaceae.